AAUGGUUGCCGGUCGCACAUGGAUUCGGUAGAACUUUGCCUUCCUGAAUCUUUUUCCCUGCACUACGAGGAAGAGCUUCUCUGCAGAAUGUCAAACAAAGAUCGACACAUUGAUUCCAGCUGUUCGUCCUUCAUCAAGACGGAACCCUCCAGCCCGGCCUCCCUGACGGACAGCGUCAACCACCACAGCCCAGGUGGCUCCUCAGACGCCAGCGGGAGCUACAGUUCAACCAUGAAUGGCCAUCAGAACGGACUUGACUCGCCACCUCUCUACCCUUCUGCUCCUAUCCUAGGAGGUAGUGGGCCUGUCAGGAAACUGUAUGAUGACUGCUCCAGCACCAUUGUUGAAGAUCCCCAGACCAAGUGUGAAUACAUGCUCAACUCGAUGCCCAAGAGACUGUGUUUAGUGUGUGGUGACAUUGCUUCUGGGUACCACUACGGGGUAGCAUCAUGUGAAGCCUGCAAAGCAUUCUUCAAGAGGACGAUUCAAGGUAAUAUAGAAUAUAGCUGCCCCGCCACGAAUGAAUGUGAAAUCACAAAGCGCAGACGUAAAUCCUGCCAGGCUUGCCGCUUCAUGAAGUGUUUAAAAGUGGGCAUGCUGAAAGAAGGGGUGCGCCUUGACAGAGUACGUGGAGGUCGGCAGAAGUACAAGCGCAGAAUAGAUGCGGAGAACAGCCCCUACCUGAACCCUCAGCUGGUUCAGCCAGCCAAAAAGCCAUAUAACAAGAUUGUCUCACAUUUGUUGGUGGCCGAACCGGAGAAGAUCUAUGCCAUGCCUGACCCUACGGUCCCUGACAGUGACAUCAAAGCCCUCACUACACUGUGUGACUUGGCUGACCGAGAGUUGGUGGUUAUCAUUGGAUGGGCGAAGCAUAUUCCAGGCUUCUCCACGCUGUCCCUGGCGGACCAGAUGAGCCUUCUGCAGAGUGCUUGGAUGGAAAUUUUGAUCCUUGGUGUCGUAUACCGAUCUCUUUCAUUUGAGGAUGAACUUGUCUAUGCAGAUGAUUAUAUAAUGGAUGAAGACCAGUCCAAAUUAGCAGGCCUUCUUGACCUAAAUAAUGCUAUCCUGCAGCUGGUAAAGAAAUACAAGAGCAUGAAGCUGGAGAAAGAAGAAUUUGUCACCCUCAAAGCAAUAGCUCUUGCUAAUUCAGACUCCAUGCACAUAGAAGACGUCGAAGCUGUUCAGAAGCUUCAGGAUGUGUUACACGAGGCCCUGCAGGAUUAUGAGGCCGGCCAGCACGUGGAGGACCCGCGCAGGGCCGGCAAGAUGCUGAUGACCCUGCCGCUCCUGAGGCAGACCUCCACCAAGGCCGUGCAGCACUUCUACAACAUCAAACUAGAAGGCAAAGUCCCCAUGCACAAACUGUUUUUGGAAAUGCUGGAGGCCAAGGUCUGACUAAAAGUUUCCUGGGCCUUCCUAUUCUGCACGCCGAAAAAGGGAAAAUAAACCCAAGAGUGAUGUCGAAGAAACUUAGAGUUUAGUCAACAACAUCAAAAAUCAACGGACUGCACUGAUAAUUUAGCAGCAAGACUAUGAAGCAGCUUUCAGAUUCCUCCGUAUCUUCCCGAUGAGUUUCUUUCUACCUUAUCUCCUCUCCUUUCUCCCUUUCUUCUCUCAUUUCUUUUGCUCUUUUUUUUCUCCUUCCCUUAUUCCUCCUUUCCCUCAUCUCUUAGCUUUCUUCAUUACUGAU
Messenger RNA from Prionailurus viverrinus (fishing cat), 1690 nucleotides. RefSeq names its product estrogen related receptor gamma (gene ESRRG). The transcript is spliced from 7 exons. Gene Ontology annotation, biological process: regulation of DNA-templated transcription; retinoic acid receptor signaling pathway. Gene Ontology annotation, cellular component: nucleus. Bases 19 to 1395 code for a protein of 458 amino acids. The record is from RefSeq and is a predicted model, not a curated record. Gene Ontology annotation, molecular function: sequence-specific DNA binding; nuclear receptor activity; zinc ion binding. NCBI's taxonomy places the organism in Eukaryota, Metazoa, Chordata, Mammalia, Carnivora, Felidae.